This is a messenger RNA of Zasmidium cellare ATCC 36951, 1464 nucleotides long. RefSeq lists its product as uncharacterized. The coding region runs from base 1 to 1464 and encodes 487 amino acids. The transcript has 8 exons. Gene Ontology annotation, biological process: transmembrane transport. Gene Ontology annotation, molecular function: transmembrane transporter activity. The record is from RefSeq and is a predicted model, not a curated record. NCBI's taxonomy places the organism in Eukaryota, Fungi, Ascomycota, Dothideomycetes, Mycosphaerellales, Mycosphaerellaceae. Gene Ontology annotation, cellular component: membrane.
AUGGCCGACUCCAAAGAGACAGGGGUAAUAGUCGGUUCUACCACGAAUUCGGAUAACGAAGAGGGAAUCGUGAAAGAUCCGGUCACGAUCCAAAUCGACGAGUCUGCAUUCGAGCAGCCAAAGUCUCCUCUAUGGCGCCGAAUUCUAUCCUUCAUCUGGGACUCUGCCGAUGGCGAUCCGGAAUACCGUCGCUACGUGCGGCGUCUGGAUCUUGGUCUUUUCCCCAUCGUCUGUCUAGGGUAUUUCAUAAAGUAUCUGGACCAAACGAAUUACAGCAAUGCCUUCGUCAGCGGCAUGCAGGAAGACCUAAGCCUCUACGGCAACGAGCGAAACUGGCUAAACACAUGGUUUGCCCUUGGGAUCAUCAUCGGCAGCGUGCCGGCGCAGAUGUCACAGCUCAGCUUCGUCCGACCAUCCGUCCUUAUCCCGACUUGUGAGAUUAUGUGGUCUGCUCUUGUGAUUUCGAUGGGAUUUGCAAAGAACAUCAAGACUAUGUACGCCUUACGCUUCUUUGUAGGUCUCCUGGAAUCGUGUGCUUUCCCCGGCUACAUUGCCAUUCUGGGUAGUUGGUAUGGCCCUCAGGAACUUGCCAAACGUACAGCUAUCCUCCUCGAAGUCGAAUCAAUUGCCAGCAUGUUCAGUGGGUAUCUGCAAGCUGGUUUGUAUAACAGCAUGAAUGGCCAUGCCGGCUUGGCUGGUUGGCGAUGGCUGUUCGUCAUGGAUGGUGUGAUCUCAAUACCUAUCGCCUUGGCUGGGUUCGUUCUGUUGCCAAACAAUCCAUACAAUACGAAAGCAUUCUACUGGUCUGCUGAGCAUAUCCGAUACGGGAUCGAACGUGUCGAGAAGUUCGGUCAGCAAGCUCCCAAGAAGCUGACCCUCCAAGAGAUCAAACGCAUAGCGUCAAGCUGGCAGCUCUGGGUCUUCGUUGGCUCUUAUACCAUGAUCGCCGCCUGCCACACAGCAACCAGCUACUUCAAUCUCUGGCUCAAAGCCGAGGGCUAUAGCGUCGAUAAAAUCAACUAUCUUCCCACCGGCGGCAACGCCCUCGCGAUCGUCGUAACACUGGCUUGGGGCAUGAUUGCUGAUCGAACCGGUCAAUUCUACUGGCUGAUCAUCAGCCUGCAAUUCUGGAUGAUACUUUCCAACAUCCUGCUCUCAGUCUGGAACAUCCCCAAAGCAGCUCUCAUGUUCGCAUACUAUAUUUCCUACGCGGGAUCAGCUGCGACACCAGUGUUCAUCGCUUGGGGAGCAAAGCUGAAUGCUGGAGACCCGAAUCUAAGACAGCUUCUCGUGGCUGUAUCGAAUGUUGUCUCCUAUGCCUGGGUACUUUGGGUUCCGCUCGUCCUCUUUCCAACUUACGAUGCGCCCAAGUACAAAUACGGCUACCAGAUCUUGAUACUCUUCGGCGGUCUAGCCAUUACAUUCGUUACAACCAUGAAGCUGCUGUACCAAGGCAAAGAGUAA